Molecule: messenger RNA, 2371 nt
Organism: Neoarius graeffei (lesser salmon catfish)
Lineage: Eukaryota; Metazoa; Chordata; Actinopteri; Siluriformes; Ariidae
Gene: st3gal8
Product: ST3 beta-galactoside alpha-2,3-sialyltransferase 8
Exons: 7
Coding region: 595-1641 (348 amino acids)
Molecular function (GO): beta-galactoside (CMP) alpha-2,3-sialyltransferase activity
Source: RefSeq, a predicted model, not a curated record
GGAGUUCAUGCGCGGGCACGCGCUCUCUCGUGCGCGCACACACACUCUCACACAAACACACUCGCACGCGACACGUUCGUGAUAAAUUUCGGCUUUGACAAUUUCUCCUUCCACACCAGAAGCAUGUCACGACAAAACCGAGCGGCUCGAUUAGACUAGCUGAAAGGCAGCGGGAAUGAGGCUGUGAAACAAUAGGCGUUGGCCAUGUGGACUGAAAUACGAAGACAUUAACUCCAAAGAGAGGUCUGCCACUGUUUAAACAGGAAAAUUUUCCUUUUCCUUCUCUGUUUCCUGUGACUUCAUGGUGAUCUUCCUGUGACCCUUGGCCCCCAAAAAGCAGCUGGAAAUAGAAUCAUAACUUAAAGGACCAACUGGAAUCACCAUUCCUGCCAUUUUACUUCUCAGAUGACAAUCAUUUUGGAUUGUGAACAAGUUUACAGAUUAAUUUCACAACCCCUGCAACUCAUCUGACCGUGUGAAAGUAGACAAUCAGUAGCAAGUUCUGGGUUCAUCAUGUUAAAUUCUGAAGUCACCCUCUUGCACUGAUUACAUCACUGUUCAUCCUGCUGAGCAUUGAUAAGGUCUGGCCUAAUCAUGUUCCUGAAGAGGAAGUUGUGCAUUGCUGGCGUGUUUGGUGGUGUCCUGUUUUUUAUGAUCGUCUCUCACACCAUUCAGAAGAACAGCUUAGUGCCUGAGAUGGAUGAAGCUGCUCACAGCACUGCCAGGACUUCAACACAGACUCAAAUCAAGACUGUAACUGAGAUGAGUCAACAUCACUUGUGUAGCUGCCCAGCUUGUAUCACAGAUCAAGGUGUUUCGGAGUGGUUUGACCAACGCUUUGAUGAUAAGCAGCAGCCUUACCUUAGUGCUGGAGUAAAUCAAAUAGAUCCAGACUCAUUAAAGUGGUGGCUGGGUUUGCAGAAGUCAUCAAAUGGGCACAUCAAUGAAAUAAUUGAGAAAAUGUUUACAGUGAUUUCUCCCCCUGGAAUAAAACAAAUGAGUCAGCCAAGUCAGUGUCAGAAGUGUGCUGUGGUUGGAAAUUCAGGAAAUCUGCUGCAGUCGAAGUAUGGAGCUAUGAUAGACUCCCAUUCCUUUGUCUUCCGGAUGAAUAAAGCAAAGACUUUGGGUUUUGAGCAGCAUGUAGGGAACAAGACCACUCACCACAUCAUGUACCCAGAGAGUGCUGUGGAUCUGGCUCCUGGGGUUCAUCUUGUCCUGCUGCCCUUUAAAUUGAGAGACCUUGAGUGGGUGACUAGUGCCCUUUCAACUGGGGAAGUCAAAUCGACCUACAUGAAAGUGAAAGAACUUGUGCAAGCGGAUAAAGAUAAAGUGAUGGUGGUGAACCCAAGCUUCUUUAAGUACACUCAUGACCGCUGGACAGAGCACCACGGCAGAUACCCCUCUACUGGCAUGCUGGCCGUCGUGUUUGCUCUGCACCUCUGUGAUGAGGUCUCAGUGUUUGGUUAUGGGGCAGACUCACAGGGAAAUUGGCAUCACUACUGGGAGGACAACAAGUACGCUGGAGCCUUCCGCAAGACAGGUGUGCACAGUGGUGACUUUGAACGUGACGUCAUUCUGAAAUUGGACGCAGAAGGCAAAAUUAAACUCUACCCAAAGGUGGAAAGCAAGGCUGGAAAAUAAGGCUUUUAUUAAUGUUAAAUGAAUGAAUCAUGGCUACAUAAGCGUAUGAGGUACUGACGCCGAGCCAAAGAUGAGCCACAAACAGCUGUGAUCCACCCAGCUGUUAACUGACCACUGUGAGUUAUGCUGAACCAAACCCACUGGCAACAAGUUUUAUUCUUUCCAGACCAAACAGUCCUUUAUUAUUUUUAUUGCUCUGUUGUUACUUGCCGUGUGUUUUAUGCUGAACCACUUCUUGUGAAGAUCAAGAAACGAAGGAAAUUGAGCAUAUAAAAGCAGCUAUGGGGAGCAGCUUAAGGCUGAUUAGUCCACACUGUGCUACACCUAAUCGCCUUAUAGACACUGGAGAUUUAGGAGUUGUACAUCCUUAGACUCUGUGUAAAUUGCAAUGACCAAAAGCAUGUUUAAAACCUAUUGAAGUUAAACCCAUGGUUCAUGUCUACAGCAACAAUAUUUUUACUGCAGAUGACAGCAAAAUGUAGUUUGUGUUACAAUUAAUGAAUGUCUACAAAAAUUGACUUUGAAUUUGUAUUUUUACUGUGCCUGUUCAUUGAAGCAUAUGGAAAAUUAUAUUUCAUAGGCAUUGUUUUUUGGAUCAUAAUAUGUUGUGGACAUAUUCAGUAACAAUUGAACAGAUAGUAUUAUAGACCGUCGUUAAAAGGAAAAUGCCAACGUUUGCAGCUCCAGUGUGUUGCACAAGUAUUCUCUUUUCCAUAUUGUCGUCCUGGAA